Molecule: messenger RNA, 239 nt
Organism: Carlito syrichta (Philippine tarsier)
Lineage: Eukaryota; Metazoa; Chordata; Mammalia; Primates; Tarsiidae
Gene: WFDC13
Product: WAP four-disulfide core domain 13
Exons: 2
Source: RefSeq, a predicted model, not a curated record
AUGAAGUCUUGGCUGCCUCUCCAGUUCCUGGUGGUGCUCUGCCUAACAUCACAGCUGGUGCCUGGAAGUCCCAAGCAGCGCAUUCUAAAGUAUAUCUUGGAACCUCCACCCUGCAGAUCGGAACCUGAAAACUGUACCCAAUUCUGUACAUUGCAAGAAGACUGCCAUAAAGGACUUCAGUGCUGUUCUGCCUUCUGCGGAAUAAUCUGUUCCUCAAACAAAAUUCAAAAUCACAAAAA